CAAAUACCCCAACAUGCCCGCCCGCUGCCUCGACGACUUAUAGAGCACUCUUGCAUUUUCACUACUAGGCAUAUAAGCAGUCUUGAUCAUGGACGACUUCAACAGCGAGACCGAUAGCGACUACACGAGUUACUGGCGCGACUGGUUCAUUUCAUCCCGAGGCAACGAGUACUUCUGCGAAAUUGACGAGGAAUACCUCACCGACCGCUUCAACCUCACGGGCCUAAACACCGAAGUCCAAUACUACCAAUAUGCGCUCGACCUCGUCACUGACGUUUUCGACCUCGACUGCGACGACGACAUGCGGGAGUCGAUCGAGAAGUCGGCGAGGCAUCUAUACGGCCUAGUACACGCGCGGUAUAUAGUGACAACACGAGGGCUGGCCAAGAUGCUCGAGAAGUACAAAAAAGGCGAUUUCGGCAAAUGCCCGCGCGUCAUGUGCGACCAACAGCCCCUCCUCCCCAUGGGGCAGUCCGACGUCUCCAACACCUCCCCCGUAAAGCUCUUCUGCGCCAAGUGCGAAGACCUCUACAACCCCAAGUCGUCGCGCCACGCCUCCAUCGACGGCGCGUAUUUUGGCACCUCUUUUCACAACAUCCUCUUCCAGGUCUAUCCGGCCUUCAUCCCGCCGAAGACGCAGCGGCGGUACGAGCCACGCGUGUUCGGGUUUCGGGUGCAUGCGGCGGCGGCGUUGGGGAGAUGGCAGGCGGAGCAGCGCGAGUCGAUGAAGGAUCGGCUAAAACAGGCGAGAGUUGAGACGGGGUUUGAGGAGGAAGAUGAGGAGUUGGAAAGUGAGGAGGACGUGGACGAUGAGAUGGAUGCGGGUCCGGAGGCGUUUGAGCACGGAGCCGUGCCGCAGCAGCAGUGAGUGGCAGAGGUGUUUGGGCUAUGGACAAGUCUUUGGUGGUCAGGCUGGGGUUUCCUGUACUCACUAAAGGACGGUGGUACUUUUGCAUGAUUCGGGUGGGAGGCGUUAGGAUGGAGGCUGUGGGUUUGCAUAGUAAUCGCUUGAAAUGAUAGCACUGUUUGGACUCUUGUCUGACACUUUCUAGCUGAAUAAGGCUUACAUGUUGCAGGCGGCUUUGCCUAUUCGAAGUACUCCCGGUGUCCUU
Molecule: messenger RNA, 1112 nt
Organism: Mytilinidion resinicola
Lineage: Eukaryota; Fungi; Ascomycota; Dothideomycetes; Mytilinidiales; Mytilinidiaceae
Product: casein kinase-like protein subunit II beta
Exons: 3
Coding region: 89-868 (259 amino acids)
Cellular component (GO): protein kinase CK2 complex; cytoplasm
Molecular function (GO): protein kinase regulator activity
Source: RefSeq, a predicted model, not a curated record